Messenger RNA from Styela clava, 2243 nucleotides. Its product is annotated as protein Red-like. The record is from RefSeq and is a predicted model, not a curated record. Lineage: Eukaryota; Metazoa; Chordata; Ascidiacea; Stolidobranchia; Styelidae.
AUACUGUUGAACUAAUUUUAUCAAUAAAGCAUUAUGGCAAAUGAAGAAUUUUCUAAUCCUCUGCCCCCUGAGCAUUAUCAUGAGACUGAUGGCAAUGUUAAUGAGCAACCUCUAACCAAUGCAGACUUUCGAAAAUUUUUGACGACCCCUAAAGCUGGUGGUGAAAAAACUCACGAUGAUCGAGCGAAACGAGUCUCAGCGUCCCAAUCAGAAUUUGAUUCAGAAGAUCAUGAAUCGGCUGCUGAAAAAAGAAGAAAAAAGAAAAGCUUGUAUGCAAAACUUAAGAAGCAAGAAAUGGAAAGGCAGGCUGAACUUCAGAAGAAAUAUAGAGAUCGGGCAAAAGAGAGGAGAGAAGGUAAAGGAGAUUAUGCUGAAUCUGAUCUUAUCAAUACAACUGCUAAUUACAAAACCGUUGGCCCAAGUGCUGAAGCGGACCGAACUUCCGCUGAGAAAAGAAGACAAGUCAUCCAAGAAUCAAAAUAUCUUGGAGGUGACAUGGCUCAUACUCACUUGGUAAAAGGUCUCGAUUUCGCUCUUUUACAAAAGGUUCGAGCUGAGAUAUCGACAAAAGAACGAGAGGACGAAGAACUUGAUAAAGUUUUAUCUGAAGACAUAGAAAACACGAAAGAAGAACAACAGCAGCAACAGAAAGAAGUGGUUACGUUCAAAACAAAAAUGGCAAAAAACAUACACAGACUUGUCUUUCAGUCGCAAAUGAAACUAAGAAAUGAAUUGUUUUUGCCGGGACGAAUGGCGUACGUUUUUCAAGUCGAUGAUGAGUUUGCAGACACAGAUAUUCCCACUACUCUGCUUCGUAGUAAAGCAGACUGCCCAACACUCGAGUCUCAAACAACAUUAUCAACUAACGAUAUUGUUAUUAAUAAACUGACUCAGAUAUUGUCAUAUUUACGUCAAGGUGCUCGCGAAAAGCAUAGAAAGAAGAAAGAUAGAAAGAUAAAGACUGAAAAUGAUAGGCCACAUAAAAGACCCAUUGAAGCGGACAUGAGCAUAUUUGAUGAUAUUGGUGAAUAUGUUCCUACUCUAAAAAAGAACAGAAGCAAGCCUGCAAAAAAUGCUCAUUCUUAUUUUGAGAAACCUAAAAUGGAAGAAGAAAUGGUUGAAUCAAAACAAGCUGUUGCUGCUUCAGUGAAAAAUUUUGUAAAAAAUGUGAAUGAAAAAUAUGCAGGGUCGUCACAACCAGACCAAACCAAAGAAACUAAAAAGCAAAAGAAAGAGUCUGGCAAAGGCAAUCCACUCAUUGGCACAGCGGGGGCAUCUGACAGUUACAUGGAAUGCUAUCCAUCAGCGCAAUACAAUUUAUCAGGUGUAGGAGACGAUAGUGAUGAUGAAGCAGAUUACAGUAAAAUGGAUCAAGGUAGUAAGAAAGGUCCAGUUGGACGAUGGGACUUUGAUACUCAAGAAGAAUAUAGUAAUUACAUGUCUCAGAAAGAAGCAAUGCCUAAAGCUGCCUUCCAGUAUGGAAUAAAAAUGACAGGAGGUCGAAAAACAAGACGAACCAAGGAGCAGAAUGAAAAACAAAAAUUGAAUCGCGAACUGAUGCAAAUCAAUCAAAUUAUUGAAAAGCGAAAGGGUGGAGAUUCGAAUUAUAAGAAAUAUUAACUAUAUAUUAUCAAGUUAUAAGCAUUACUUUGAUCAUAAAAAAAUUCAAGAUUUAACUUGUGAGCAUUACUGUAUUUGCCAAUGUUUUCAUCAUGUUGAAUGUCUGUUUGUUAAAAGUGAUAUUCUCAUAUCAUUAUUUAGUAAAUUGAUUUGUGUAUAUAUAUAUGGAUAGACAAGUAUAGAAUGUGUAAUUUGUCAUAACCGAAUUAUUUUAAUGAGUGCAUAUUUUGGAAUUUUUGCUUUUGAAUGGAGUUUCUUAUAAUUGAUUAUGAUUGUGGUUUGUAUCAUUUAGUCACAUCUUUGCCACAAACUGGUACUGUAGCUCAAAUGGAUGCUCUUUUGUAACUGAUCUCAUAAUUCUGAUAUUUCAGUUUGAAUUUUCUGAAUGUUACAAUAAAAAGUUGUUGAAUUAAUGAUUGUGAUGAUAAAAUCCAAUGAAGUACUUAUAUACCCACUUUUCUCAAGAGUUUUUGUUCUUUUCUCCUAAAAUUCAUUAAAAUGCAUGGAGACUGCCACUAUCUGAAAUUUUACAUUGGGCAUUCAUAAAUGUUUGUUAAUAAUGUCAAUCGAAGGUUAUCAACCUUUAUCAGUUUAUUGAAUGUUUGCUCUUUUUAUUUAGAAAA